AUGGCUGGCCAGCAAUAUGCACACGAAGAUUAUACGGUCGGAUGGAUAUGCGCAUUGCCAAAGACCGAGCUCGUAGCUGCCGCAGCAAUGUUAGACGAAGAAUAUCUAAUACUACCAGCGACCGAUCCGCAAGACGCGAAUACAUACCUACUUGGCAGGAUCGGCGAUCAUAACGUGGUGAUAGCUUGCCUACCCGCAGAGAUGACGGGCAAAGUCUCGGCUGCCACGGUGGCCACAGACAUGAUCCGUAGCUUUCCAUCGAUCCGGUUCGGUCUGAUGGUAGGUAUCGGUGGUGGCGCACCACGUCGCGCAUAUCCGGAACAAGGUACGGGUGGCGGAUUAGUGGAAGACGACUUUGACGAGUCGGAAGAUGAGAUGGAGGAAAUACCAGAUAUUAGGCUGGGCGAUGUCGUAGUUUGCCUACACACCAAGUCUGCGGAAGCGGUUGUGCAGUAUGAUUUUGGCAAGUCAUUACAGGAGAAGGAGUUUGUCCAUACAGGUGGGAAGCUGAAUAAACCUCCGCGUAUCGUUCUGAAUGCAGUUGGUCGGCUUCAGGCCAAUCAUAUCCGGGGACAUCGCAAAAUACCUGAGUUAUUAUCAAAAAUGCUUACAGAGAACUCAGACAUGAUACAUUUCCAACAUCCUGGUUUGGAGAAGGACCGUCUUUUUCGGCCAGACGUUGUUCAUGUAGAAGGAAGGAAGUCAUGCAGGGAUUGUUGUGGCCUCAACAAUGCCAACAUCGUUAAAAGAGACAGUCGGUCGGAUACGGUUCCCAAGAUUCAUUAUGGGACCAUCGGGUCUGCAGACCAAGUGAUGAAGGAUGCCAUCCUUAGAGACCAGUGGGCACUGAAGGAGAAUAUUCUAUGUUUCGAGAUGGAAGCUGCUGGGCUGAUGGAUUCAUUUCCAUGCCUUGUCAUUCGAGGGAUCUGCGACUACGCUGACUCGCAUAAAAACAAGGUGUGGCAGCCAUACGCUGCUGCAACAGCGGCAGCUUAUGCGAAAGAACUGCUUCUCGUGAUUCCCGGGCAAGGUCUUAUGAAGCUAUCUCCAAUCAAGCAGUUAUUGCAUCUCUCUGAGCAGAUUGAGGCAGUCAAUUCUACCCUUGAGAAAACUUUCGAACAACGCGAAAACCACCAUCAUGACCAAAUCAUGCGAUAUGCGACCGAAGAUCAACGUCGCUGUCAUCAAGUGUUCAAGACGUCAACUUAUGAAAAGUUCAAAAAUAUCAACCCAAAUCGAGUGGAAGGAACAUGCGAGUGGGUACUCAAGAGCCCUGAGUAUCUGCGUUGGUGGAAUGCCACACACAAUGAUCUCCUGUGGAUCUCGGCGGACCCAGGAUGCGGUAAAUCCGUACUUGCUAAGUCAUUGAUUGAUGAAGUAUUCGCGCUCUCUGAUCUGAAUGUCCUGAUUGUGUACUUCUUCUUCAAGGACAAUGACGAACAGAACAAUCUGGCUACCGCGUUGUGUGCUGUGCUUCAUCAGCUGUUUAGCUUGCAGCCACAACUAUUACGACAUGCAUUGCCGUUUUGGGAAAGAAGUAAAGAAAAAAUUCAGUAUGAAGUGGACGACAUGUGGCGCAUCUUCAUGGCCACCAUGUCCGAUGGGACAUUUGGGAAUACAAUCUGUGUAUUCGAUGCUCUCGAUGAGUGCCGUGAUCACGAUCAGAAACAAUUGAUCGAGAGACUCCAUGACUUUCAUAACCGACGUCCGGCUAGUCAAGAAAAUUGGCUGAAGUUUCUCGUGACAAGUCGACCAUAUGAUGAUAUUCAAGAUCGCUUUCGGCCAUUGACGGAGUGUUUUCCGCAGAUCCAUCUCCGCGGCGAAGAAGAGAAUGAUCAAAUUCACGAAGAGAUCAAUCUAGUAGUAAAAGUCAAAUUGACUGAGCUGGGAAAGGACCUUGGUCUGCGCGCUAACACGCAAGAGCGGCUCGAAAGAGAGUUGUACGAAAUGAAGCAUCGCACAUACCUUUGGUUGUAUUUAGCAAUCGAUGAUAUCAAAAGAACAUUGAAAAAUAGUCUUCGGCCAGACCGUGAAACCAUUCCGCCGCUUCCAAAGAAUGUCUCCAAAGCAUACGAAAGAAUACUAGAUCGAGUACCUUCUGACCAAAAAACCAAGGUGGAAACCAUUCUGCGAAUUAUCAUUGGCGCGCGACGUCCACUAACUGUUCAGGAGAUGGCAAUGGCUUUAGGGACUGCAAGAGAGUUCCUUAUUAGCAAACACGGUAGAUCUCCCAACGUCCAUUGGCAUCUUGAGCAGCGCAAAACAGAGAUACAAAUGACUGAAAUAUGCGUCAAAUACCUUGUUAUGAAUGAUCUGGUCAGUAAUGACGGAGAGUCUAUACGGAGCUUACUGGAUUAUUCUGCAGAAAACUGGGCCGAUCAUUUUCGAGAUGUGCUCUCCCCGGAAGCUGAGUUAGUGGACUGGGUCUGGAAGCUGUAUGAUGUUAUGACGAAGCGAUUUCGCUUGUGGUUUCCUAAAUUUUGGACUGUAGCAAUGCGGCAUCGUCAAGACCCCAAAAUGAAGGCACUGCAUCUAGCUGCGUUCAAUGGCCAUCCGGAUAUACUGUGUCGAGUUGAUGUGAAUAAGACAGAUGCAGUCGAUCAGUUCGACAGGUCAGGAACGACAGCAUUACAAUGGGCUUGUGAGCGGGGACAUCUUGAGAUUGCUCAGCUACUACUUGAAAAGGGAGCAGAUGUCAAUGCUCAGGGUGGAUACUAUGGCAAUGCUCUCAACGCUGCUGCUGAAGGAGGAUAUCUUGAAAUUGUUCAGCUACUACUUGAAAAGGAAGCAGAUGUCAAUACUCAGCGUGUAGAGCAUAGCAACGCUCUCCAAGCUGCUGCUAGAGGAGGAUAUCUUGAGAUUGUUCAGCUAUUACUUGAAAAGGGAGCAGACGUCAAUGCUCAGGGUGGAUACUAUGGCAAUGCUCUCAACGCUGCUGCUAGAGGAGGAUAUCUUGAGAUUUUUCAGCUACUACUUGAAAAGGGAGCAGAUGUCAAUACUCAUGGUAUAGAGCAUGGCGACGCUCUCCAAGCUGCUGCUAGAGGAGGAUAUCUUGAGAUUGUUCAGCUACUACUUGAAAAGGGAGCAGAUGUCAAUGCUCAGGGUGGAUACCAUGGCAAUGCUCUCAACGCUGCUGCUAAAGGAGGAUAUCUUAAAAUUGUUCAGCUACUACUUGCAAAGGGAGCAGAUGUCAAUAUUCAGGGUGGAAACUAUGGCAAUGCUCUCUACGCUGCUGCUCAAAAAGGACAUCUUGAGAUUAUUCAGCUACUACUUGAAGGAGCGGAUGUCAAUGCUCAGGGUGGAUACUAUGGCAAUGCCCUCAACGCUGCUGCUGGAAGAGGUUAUCUUGAGACUUUUCAAUUACUACUUGAAAAGGGAGCAGAUAUCAAUGCUCAAGGUGGAUACUAUGGCAAUGCUCUCAACGCUGCUGCUAGAGGAGGAUAUCUGGAGAUUGUCCAGUUACUACUUGAAAAAGGAGCGGAUGCUAAGACUCAUGGUGGAGAAUACGGCAAUGCUCUUCAAGCUGCUGCUCGAGGAGGAUAAUUGGAGAUUAUUCAGCUACUACUGGAGAAAGGAGCGUAUAACCAGACAGCUGCUUACGGAGGACAUUUGCGGUUUUUUGAACAUAUUGCAGAACUCCAAUUAGACAAAUUUUAAGCAACAAAUUAGCGUUACUCAUCAAGACAAAUGAUAUCGUUCCUCCGUUUGUUUACAGUUGUCUGUCAUUGAUCAGGUGGAAUGGGCGGUUUAUUUACAGGCAGAAAGUCAUGCUAAUUGGAGUAUUGCUUUAUUCCAAUCCACGAUGCCGUGCCCAGAUCAGGACGAAAAUGUGGUUUCACACAUCUCUUGACUCUUCUCUUUCUACUUCCUUCUAACGCCGGCUUAGGGUUAAUCAAAUUACAACACCG
Molecule: messenger RNA, 3908 nt
Organism: Talaromyces stipitatus ATCC 10500
Lineage: Eukaryota; Fungi; Ascomycota; Eurotiomycetes; Eurotiales; Trichocomaceae
Product: ankyrin repeat-containing protein, putative
Exons: 4
Coding region: 1-3543 (1180 amino acids)
Biological process (GO): nucleoside metabolic process
Molecular function (GO): catalytic activity; protein binding
Source: RefSeq, a predicted model, not a curated record